Anopheles merus is the source of this 5495-nucleotide messenger RNA. It is a transcript of the gene tor, whose product is annotated as tyrosine-protein kinase receptor torso. Lineage: Eukaryota; Metazoa; Arthropoda; Insecta; Diptera; Culicidae. Gene Ontology annotation, biological process: cell surface receptor protein tyrosine kinase signaling pathway; positive regulation of kinase activity; protein phosphorylation. Gene Ontology annotation, molecular function: ATP binding; protein binding; transmembrane receptor protein tyrosine kinase activity. The transcript is spliced from 15 exons. Gene Ontology annotation, cellular component: signaling receptor complex. The coding region runs from base 1730 to 5176 and encodes 1148 amino acids. The record is from RefSeq and is a predicted model, not a curated record.
UUCUCCUUCUGGUGCCGCCGGCUUCGAGCAAAUCGCUCAACAAAAGCUCAAAGCUUCUGAAACGUUCGCCGCGAUCACACUCCGAUCGAGUCCAUCUGCGGUGGUGUGAAACAUCACUCCUGGCGGUACAGCUUGUUCGGGUGUUGUUGUGUCCCCAGACGCGCCGAACUGCAUAUAAUUGCGUUGCCCGCCGGUGUGUCCACCGUUUCCUGUCGAUCGUCGUGUGUGUCUGUGUGUGGGUGUGUGUGCAUUGCAGUGCGACACCCCGUUGUUCUGGUUGCACCGUCCCAGUGGAAUGUUUUACAACUUGUUUACUAUAAAAUAGAGUGGUGUAACGCGCGUAAGGUGUGAAAGGUUAUGCGUGUCGAUUACAUUUGUGCGGCAGCAGCGAUAACGCAGAAGCAGCUGCAAGCCAAAGUUUCACCGGGCGAUCGUGGACCGAUGGGAAGGGUGCAUUGAAACAGUGGUAAUCUUCUCGCCGCGUUCUGCCGGGUUGCGUGAGCGAGCCUGUGUGUGUGUGAUAUGUUGUUGUAAAGUGUGUGUGUUUGCUGAAUGUUUGUCGUGUCACCCCGGCACCGCUGAAACCCCGUACAACGGAGCGUCCGCGCACCUAAGCUUUAACGAGAAUCAAAACAGAACCGUCCCAAACUCCCUAAUGAGCUUAGACGCGGAAGGCGUUUGCAGUGGUGGCAGCAGCGGUGGUAGUGGUAGUUGGCCUGUGUGUAAUUAACAUUCUUCCCACCGGUGGCGCAGUUCGACACAUUCCCUCCUCGUAGGCCCACUGUCGUUGUCGGUAGCAAGCGCCACCAAAACCACCGUUCCCUUCCCUAAGAGAGAGAGAGAGUGUUAGUGGCGCGGGUCCCGCGCGGGUUAAUAUAAUCAAAUCGAAAUCGAAAACUCAUCGUGUGUCACACUAGCCCACCCGCCACCAGUGGUAGUGCGCUGUGGCCGUUGUUUUUUUGUUUUUGUGUAGUUGUUUUCAAUUUCUUCUAUUUUGUGUUCGGCCCCCGGCCAGCGUAGUGUGGCAGCAAACUCUGUCCGGGCAUCAAAAUCAAAUCGCAAAUUGAGUGUAACCUUUACGGAAUUGGAAUUCUAGAUCGUGGACGCGGAUGGGUUCUUGUAUGUGUGUGUAUGUGAGUGUGUGUGUGCCCCUCGUGUGGAUGGUGUAGUGCAUCUUGAUUGCCGGAACGGUGACGAAAAGCUUUUGCGCUAGGGAAGCAGAGCGAUAAUACCUACCCUUUUGCUAUAUCCAACUACCCCCGGUCGAAGAUCCAAACCUCCCCUCCGUCACAUUUGCGAAGCCAACCGGCACCCGUGCGCAUUUGGCUUCCAGGGGCAUUGAAACGGGGAGCAGCAGCGGCGCAACGGCAACCAUAAUAGCUCAAGCAAUGUGCCAAGAUUGCAUCGGCGGAAGGAUCUCAUUGCGACCGCAGGACGCCCAAACGGUGACCGAUCCUGUCGCUGGCCAGGGAGACUGAGGGCCAUCGUAGCGAGGAAGCGCAGAACAACAGCAGAGCGAAAGAGAUAAAGAAGAGAAGGAAAAGAAGAGCAUUAAAAGCACACCAGACCAGACUAAUCAGGGACGGAGGGACAGUCCCGUGCUUCAGCAAGGCUCGAUAAGUGCUCGUGGGCACCACCUGUUACGCCGACUGACGCAGCUGACCGACUGUGGGUGGUGGAAUCGAUUUGCCUUCCCUCCCACCCGAGCGGUGUCCAUUGCAUCAUCAAUAUGCACGUGAUCGUUUUGAAGUACGUGCAGGUCCUGUGCAUUACCAUCUUCUUCUCGAACAACAUCAACUGCGACAAGCUGCUGCUGCACAACGAGCAGGAGGACCAGGAGCUGUACCGGAUCGGCGCUUGUACGGCCGCGUGCAUGGCCGGGACGGAGCCGGGCGGGCCGGUCGACCGUAACGCCACCGGCACAACCGUCCCCAGUGCGGAGGAGCUCAAGACCAUCGGCUACUGCUACAAGCGUUGCUCGGAGGACACACGCCCACUGUCCGCGUGGCGCCCGCUGGUACAGCGCCAGGAUCCAUCGUUACGCAUUAAUCUCAUCUGCCGCGACAGCACCAAUCUGAUCAUCGAGAUCAAACCAACCGCCUUGGAGGCGAGCAGUGGCGGCGGUGGCAACCACCACCAUCAGGACAGUAAACUCACACCGAAGCUUAGCGCACCCGGGGGAAAUCAGAACCAAUUAAAUGCACUGCGGGACCGAAGCGCGUCGGCCGAAUCGCCGGAAUCGGCGGCACCGGCCCGCAGCAGGCGUGCAAUCGGGGCGGACGGGCCACUUCCAACCGGGCAGCUAACCGAACGGCAGAAAGCUUCCAGCGGCACGCGUACCAAUCUGCUUCAGCCGUCGGCCGGAAAAAUCGAUGGCCCAACACUGCACGAUUCGGUGGAUCCGUCCGCUGAUGAAGAUGAUGAAGCACACGACGUCGCGGUCAAGGUUCAGCCGGAUCAGAAGCACUACCAGCGAGCGCUAGCGGCGGAACAGGACCGUACCCGGCCGCCGGUGCCGAUCUAUCUGGUGAAGGUGCAGGACAGCGAACAGGAGCUCGGCGACCGUAUAGUCUAUAUGAGCAAUGCAUCGCUGGUGAAGAUCGAGAACCUUGCGCCGAACAGGCGGUACAACGUGACGGCCACCAUGCUGACGUCCGAGUACGAGUACUACUACGUCGAGAAGCACCAGUACCGGACGCUGCCGCACGACUACAUGCCCGGCAUCGUUACCGACAUCAUGGUGGAGCGGUUCGAGACUAACGCGCGGGACAGCCGGCUGGUCGAUGCCGUCAUCUCCUGGACGCCAGCGAAAGACAGGACCUGCCACUACGAGAUCGUCUGCCAUGCCAGCUAUUCGCCCGAUUUUCUGCUCAAACCGAUCGACGUGCAGCAGUCGGAAGUGCUGUACAAGUACACGAUCAAAGCGUUGAAGCUGAGCGCUAAUUAUAUGAUUGCAGUGCGGUCGAAGAACACGCAGAACGCGAUGCGCGAAAGCCAACUGCACUGGCAGUCGUUCCACACGCCGAGCUGUACCAACCAUACGAAUGGUACACAGGUUUGCGCGCCGGAACCUAUCACGAAUGUACGGGUGACGCAGGUCCCACUGUACGGCGACCACUAUCAGCUCAACAUCAGCUGGGACCGGCCCACGAUCGCACCCGACUCCUACGUGGUGAAGGUGUUCGAUCUGCACAAUCCCGAAACGGAAGAGCCGGGCAAUUCUGUGACGAAAAAUCUAACCGGGGAUGCCGUUGGAGUGUUGAUAGAAUCGUUCGAAAUGUUUGGACCACACUUUGAGGUGCUGGUGGCCGCCUACUCCAGGGUCGGCGUGUCGUCGGAAAAUACCAUCAAAGCGCUUCAAAUUGGGCGCGUUAGCUCGGAAUCCUGGAUACGGACGAAGCUGGUGUUCAUCAUACUGACGCCGGUGCUGAUGAUCGGGCUGUUGAAGAUAUCCAUCUCCCUCAUCUGCCGGCGACGGGCAAAGCUGAAGCGGUACGAGGAACGGUGCGAGUACUUCAAGGAACUGGAGCAAAAGGCACCGGUCGAUCCGAGCACGGAGUUUGAGCCGACGUCCAAGCAGAUGCAGGAUCUGCUUGCCACCAGCCACCCGUUCUCGCCCGACCUGAUUGCCCCGAUCAACGACGAGCUGGAGAUCGAGAUGGAGCACAUCAAGCUGCACGACAUGCUGGGCGAGGGUGCGUUCGGGCUGGUGCGCAAGGGCGUACUGCAGCGGACCGGUGACGAUGGCGAACCGGCCCAACCGGUAGCGGUAAAGAUGCUGAAAGAAUGUCCACGGGUGGAAGACAUCCUCGAGUUUCGGCGCGAGAUGGAGGUCAUGAAGUCGGUCGGCACCCAUCCCCACAUCGUCGGCAUAGUCGGCCACUGUACGAAGAAUGUGCGCAAGAUGAUGCUGCUCACCGAGUACUGCGGCCGGGGCAAUUUGCUCAACUAUUUGCGCCUCCAGUGGCAACGACUAUUGCGCCAGAACCGUACCACCGGUACGCGGUCGAUUGGUGGCACCUCUGGCACAAACAUCACAGCAACACUACCAUCACCGCCACCACCGCCACCACCACCACCGACCAGGUCGUUGGAGAUGGCCGAACACGAAUGCUUAACGCCCUCGCUCGAUAACAACAAAAUGCCCGAGAACGUGUUCAACUUUGACACCUCGUUCGUGAACGAUAAGAAAUCGCUGACGUACAAAAACAUCUCCGACCACCGGCAGACACUGCUGGGGGUAGCGUUCGGGCUGGCCGGCGGCAGUGAUGGUAGUAGUGCCCGCUCCCGAUCGCCCCAAAUCAUCGAAAACAAGCUGUACCCACUGUUCAGCGACGAAAGCGACGGUGACGAAACGGCCCAACUGGCGCACUGUACAAAUGCAUGCAAAAAUGCGGUAGAAAUUGUCGAAGGAACGUGGGAGGUGGGUGAGGACGUGAAGGGAAGUGUGCGGAUUAAGCCGUGCAGCUGCCACGGCGCGCCCGUCGAUUCGACCCUAACGAACAAUACGGUCGAGAAUCGGUGGUAUCAGAGCUGCUCGCCACAGUCGGAGGAGGACGAGGAUCCGCUACCGAACAGUGGCCAGCUGUUGGAAUUUUCGCGCCAAAUUGCACUUGGGAUGGAAUUUCUCGCCCGCAACAAGGUGGUGCAUCGUGACCUGGCCGCCCGGAACGUGCUGGUGUGUGAUAGUAAUACGGUUAAGAUAGCUGAUUUCGGACUGAGCCGCGAUAUUUACCAGGAAAAUCUGUACCGCAAAACGAGCAACGGCAAGCUGCCGAUCAAGUGGCUCGCGCUCGAAUCGAUGACACACCAGGUCUACACGUCCCAGAGCGAUGUCUGGUCGUACGGGAUCCUGCUGUACGAGAUCUGCACCCUCGGGGGCAGCCCGUACCCGGCAAUAUCGACCAACCGGUUGCUUCGCUAUCUCGAGAGCGGUUACCGCAUGGAGCGGCCGAAAAGCUGCAGCGAGCUGCUGUACGAUUUAAUGUAUUCCUGCUGGAAUUUGCAUCCCGGCGAGCGGCCCACGUUCAGCAAGAUUGUGCACACGGUCGAGCAGCUGCAGGCAAGGGACACCGCAAACGAUCCGGUCGUAAUUGACCUGAGCGCAAUUGUUGAUAGCCAUUGUACAAAAAAUACUACCGAGGAAAAUUCAUACUUAAAACCGGUGGAGUAUUAGACCUGAUGCAACUGACGGGGCAGUGGAAAAUAGAGACCAACGUGGAUUUGCAUCCCGAUGGACACUGUAAUGUGACGACAACAACGAAACGUGUGGAGCGCACAUCCAAUCCCGCAUGAGCACACGUGACGCGCGGUUGGUACGAUUUUUACCUACCCUUCCGCCAGACACACAGCGAAGGAGUAGGGUGGGCGAACAAGAUAGAGAGAAAGAGAGAACCGUUCGCGGAACCGUAUAUUUUAAAACAGAUUGUAUAGGAUUAUAAUGUUUUUUUUUCUCUGACGCUCUUUUUGGAUGAAAUAUAUUUUUAAACAAAAUC